AUGAUAUAUUCAUUAGGAACGAGCAUCACGGUUGAUGCGUUCAAAUAUGGUAAAAUUCCGGACUGCACUGCAUAUUUUUUAAGCCAUUUUCACUCUGAUCAUUAUUGUGGAUUAUCUUCGAAAUGGUCGCAUGGGCCCAUAUAUUGCUCUGCAGUUACUGCAAAUCUGGUGGUUCAACAGUUGCGUGUCAACGAUCGAUAUAUCAAGAGAUUACCAUUAAACGAGGAAAUUGAGAUCGAGGGAACUGACAUUAACGUCACUUUGAUUGACGCAAACCAUUGUCCAGGGUCUGUACUAUUUUUGUUCAAGGAUAAACUCGCCAGCGGAGAAAUAAUGCGAUAUCUUCAUACUGGAGAUUUUCGUGCUUGCCCACGCCACGUCCUUCACUCGGCAGUAAGGCAAUCUAUCAACCCAGAAAUUGAUAUCCUCUAUUUGGACACCACAUAUUUGAACCCGAGCUAUUGUUUUCCAGCUCAAGAACAGGUUGUGAAUGCUAUCAUAGAUUUUGUCAAAAAGGUAGUGAAAAAUGGAGAGCCGCUUCCCAUGAAACAGAAUAAAAACAAAAAAAAUCAGCAACGGGAUAAGUCGCAGCUUUCAUUGACCCAAUGGAUUACGCGUAAAUCGCAGUCAUCUUCGGAUGGUGUAGAUCCAACUAGAAGGGUGAUCUCUGGAGAGAUAUUGGAAAGAGGAUUGUCUGCCAACGAACCCACCAUGGAACAUAAAGAACAAGAACAAGUUAGGUUGGAGGGCAGUAAAAUUUUGAUAUUAGUUGGUACAUAUUUGAUUGGUAAGGAGAAGGUCUUUCAAGGAAUCGCACGGGCUCUUAAUUCAAAAAUUUACGCGUCAGAUUCUAAACGAAAGAUCCUCUUAUGUCAAGAAAACCCAGAAUUGACUUCGUUACUAACGAAUGACCCCCGUGAAGCAUCUGUUCAUGUUGUUCCUAUCAAGUUACUAAGAUACGAUAGCUUGCAGGCUUAUCUCAAGGAUCUCGAACCGACAUUCAAAUAUAUAAUGGCGUUUCGACCCACUGGAUGGUCAUUUAGGUCUUCCGAAGAAGUAAAAGUAACAGAUAAAAGUAACACACAGGAUAUACUGAAUAAGACAUCUGCCUACACCAUGGACUCAAUUUCACCGUCCAAUAAUUCCCGUACGUGCCAGAUAUUUGAAGUUCCUUAUUCUGAGCAUUCAAGUUUCCGCGAACUUGCAGCAUUCGUUACGUCAUUGAAUGUGAAAAGGAUAAUACCAACAGUUAACAAUGGGUCUGAAAGAAGUCGCGCAGAAAUGGAAAGUUGGUUAAAUCAAUGGCAGAAUAAUAAGAUAAAUAAAAAAAUUGAUGUUGUGCCUUAUCCUGAC
Messenger RNA from Acaulospora morrowiae, 1353 nucleotides. The record is from the annotation of a GenBank genome assembly. NCBI's taxonomy places the organism in Eukaryota, Fungi, Glomeromycota, Glomeromycetes, Diversisporales, Acaulosporaceae.